Messenger RNA from Schizosaccharomyces cryophilus OY26, 4211 nucleotides. Its product is annotated as cell end marker Tea1. NCBI's taxonomy places the organism in Eukaryota, Fungi, Ascomycota, Schizosaccharomycetes, Schizosaccharomycetales, Schizosaccharomycetaceae. Gene Ontology annotation, molecular function: protein binding. The transcript has a single exon. Bases 249 to 3629 code for a protein of 1126 amino acids. The record is from RefSeq and is a predicted model, not a curated record.
GUUCAACAAGCCAAAGACAAACGUGUGGAGUUUUGAUUACUGGUUUCUUUCGGGUUUUUGUCUGCUUUUCAGCAAAAGCUUUAAUAUCUAUAUUACAUUUUUUUGUUUAUUUAAUUUUUUUUUGGUUUCCUUCUUUUUAACGAGGCUUCUUAAGCUUUGUGUUUUCUGUACAAUACUUGGGGUCAACUCGGAGCGGAAUCGGGCUCUUAUAAAUAAAACUACUUUAUGAGUCAAUUUUACCAACAAAUAUGGCUUUUUUAUUCAAGAAAAAUAGAGCUGGCUCAAAUCCGCUGAAUAGACCUACUGCUUAUAAGAGCGCUGGAUCCUUGAAGGAUUCUCCUCCUCGUUCUACUCAAGAAGCUGAUUUAGAAACUAGUAGCCAAUCUUCUUCAGAAAUGAAGAAAGCUCUUCCUUCGAACGGCUCUAGUUUCACGGUAUCUCCUUGGUCAAAACUGACAAUACGCGGUUCUUCACACGUAUUGCCUCGGUAUUCCCAUUCUUCUCAUCUUUUUGCUGAAGGAGGACAGGAGAUGUAUAUAUUUGGAGGUAUUUCCUCCAACUCUGAAGCAAAAAAUGAUCUUUGGGUUCUGAACCUUGCUACAAGUCAGUUCUCGAACUUGCGUUCCACUGGCCAAGUACCGUCUGCAAGGCUUGGUCAUGCUUCAGUUCUUGUUGGAAAUGCUUUUAUCGUAUUUGGUGGUCUCACGAAUAAAGAGGAUAUAGACCAUCAAGACAAUUCCCUCUAUUUAUUGAACACCUCGUCCUUACUUUGGCAGAAAGCCUCAGCGUCUGGAGCCCGCCCAUCUGGCCGCUAUGGUCACACGCUUAGCACUUUGGGGUCCAAGGUUUGGCUUUUCGGUGGCCGUUUACUCGAUUACUACUUUAACGAUCUCGUUUGUUUUGAUCUAAACAGACUAAAUACCCAAGAAUCCAGAUGGGAACUAGCCUCCGUUGUUAAUGAUCCCCCUCCUGCUCGUGCUGGUCAUGUCGCUUUAACUUACUCUGAUAAGUUAUACAUAUUCGGUGGUACUGAUGGUCAAACAUGUUUCAAUGAUGUUUGGUGUUUUCAUCCAAAACAGAGUGCUUGGUCAAAAGUAGAAACAUUCGGUCAUUCUCCUCCCCCGCGAGCAGGACAUGCAGCUUCAAUUAUAGAUGAUGUCGUGUAUGUAUUUGGAGGAAGAGCAUCUGAUGGUUCCUUUUUGAAUGAUCUAUAUGCUUUUAAAAUUUUAACUAAACAAUGGUAUAAGUUACUCGAUUUACCAUUUGCACCAUCUCCUCGCUCCUCUCACUCCUUAACGUCCACCGGCCUAACUUUAGUUCUAAUCGGCGGCAAACAAAUGAAAGAUAUUACAGAUUCCAACGUAUAUAUGCUAGACGUUACUCGGUUUCGUUUAAAUAAACUGCUUCCUAACUCGAGUCGCCAGAGAAAUGCAUCAUUCUUUAAUGGAUUAACUGGCAACAAUAGUCCACCCUCUCGAAUACCGUCUUUAACAAAUACAAAAGUUACUCGUACUGCUCCACAUGCAGUCCACUCUACCAAUAAUAAUACUUCUGUGAAUCUCAAGGCUCCUAUCAGGCGUUCGCCUUCAUUAAAAAAUGAUCAGAGUCCUCCAGAUGCUUUUUCUGGUCCGGCGAAAUUGAAUUCAUCGUCUGCUGUGGAUCCUAAAUCUUUUGAGAGUAAAGCAAGUGAAGAUGAUGUGUCAGUUUCUAAUCAACAUUCAACUAAUAAGUCGAAAUUAGAAGGUGAGAUGCCUGUAGAAUCACCAUCGUCAAUAACUCCUUCUCUACAUUCCUUAGAUGCGACUAUUAAUCAUAAAGGCAGUCAUUAUGGCGAAAUGGGUAACGAUUUACCAGAAAAAUCGAUUAGGUCAAUUUCCUUGAAUUCAGAAACAUCCGACCGUCAGAUAUCGGAACGAAUCAGUCCAAAGGAGGUGAGUACAGAUGAUGUGAUGUCGAAUUUUAGUGUUGAACAAGGAAUAAAGCGAUCGCAAGACAACAACGAUCUUGGAAUUCUUGUGGAACAAUAUUCUGCUUUAACAAAAGAACAAAUCGUUACUUGGUUCAAACAGAAACUCUAUGAGAUUUUAAACGAAUCUACUGUAAAGAUUGAGACCUUAAACGAGAAACUGAAAGUUUCAAAUGCUGAGAAGAAUGCAGCCCUCUUUGAAGCUGCUUUGUCUAGAGUUAAUCCUAAUGUUAACAAGCAGGACGAAGCUAGCAAAUCUUUAUACACUGAGAAGAACAGUAUGAGUAACGUUCAUUUGAUGCAAGAGAAUGUAAGCUUGCAUAAGACGCUGGAAGUAAUGCGGGAAACUUCUACAGAACUAAGUCAGCAAAUGGAUGAACUUGGUUCAUCUAAGAAAACCCUUAUCAAGAAAAUGAGUGAUUUGGAGAAAGAGAUUUCGGAAGAAAAAAAGAAGCACCAUGCUGCUUCUUUACAACUGUUAGAACUUCAGUCGGUUUAUCGUGAUCGUGAGUCUUUGGUUAGAAGUCUGGAAGAUCAGUUGGUAGACCAGACAAUGCUUGUUAAUAAUUUUGCAUCUGAAAAAGAAUAUUUUAAAGAACGAUCCACCGGGUUUGAGAACACUGUCAAAGAUUUGGUACAAAGACUUGAAGCUACCGAUAUGUUAAAUAUUUCUUUGCAUGAGUCAUUAAGCAAUGUGCAGACAGAGAAUUCUCAAUUAGUUGCGGAAGUAGCACUUCUAAAAUCGGAGCUUACCAAGAAACAAGCUAUCAUUGAUUCGAAUUCUAACAUAUACUCUAAGUUGGAUGUUGAUAGGGCUGCGUAUGAGCGGAAUUCCACUAUGACAAACAACGGUUUGACCGCGGCUUUAGACAAUCUUUUGGAAAAUGAUUCUUACAACCGUAACUCGCAGUUGGAGGGUCUACGACAACAAUUAAGGAUCAACAACGCUAAACUAGAAAAACGGGAAAAGCUGAUCAAUGCCAGUAAAUAUAUUGAAGAUGGCUUGAGAUUAGAACUACGUGAAGCUUCCGAAAAAAUCAAUGCAUUAGAUUGCCAUACUAUAAGCCUGAAAGAGGAGAAUGGUAAUAUGCAGGUUCAGCUAAUGAACGCUCUGGAACAAAGAAACAAUGGUGCUAAGCAGCUGGUAAAUUUGCGCAUGCAAUUGGCUAAUACAGCAUCUGAGCUAGAUGUGGUAAAGCUGAAACUACAAGCCACGAUUGCAGCAUUGGAGGAAUCGAAAGAUGCUAACCCCGAGGCACUUGCAAUUUUACGUGGUGAUACUUCUCAAUUACAUGAGCUAUUCAAACAAACCUGUAGUUUUGUCGAUUCAUUUGCUCUAGUAAAACGUUGUUUUGCCGAAUUCGAAAGCAAUUAUCAAAAAUAUGUUGAAACCUCUCAAUCAAUGGAAGGCAAUGAUGACGAGGGCGAAUCUGUUAGGUCUAACGAAACUAAUCGUGCGGUCCAUAUGACUAAUAUUUCGUCGACUCUUAAUGGCGUUACAGAUGCUAUACGCUCUUUAGAGGAAAAAUUCAGCCAUUUAUUUAAUCAUGCUACUUCUGAUUCAGAAUUGGGACAGUCAGAAGAGAUAAAAAAAAUUAAAGAGCAGACUAAUUUUAUCAAGGUCCUUCUUCGCAGUCAAUCGGACGAAUUAGCAUUAGUUUAAUAGCUUGUUCUUUAUGAGGUUAAUUUACUUUACGAUCUAACAAAUUGAAUGCCUUUAUUAUGACAAUCUUUUUGCAAGUUAUAAAAAAGUUUUAGUACUAGAAAUUAUAUAUAUGAUUGUCAUAAGCAAUUACUGGAGCGUACAUUUAGCUUUAAUCCAAUUCCAUUUGUCAAAUGACUAUACUAACUUAAUGAAAAACGAAAUGAACUUUUAAGGAAGGAGACGCUUGGGAUCACGAGGGAAAGCACUUGCCAAACGAAUGUUAGGGAGAUUAAGGAAGAACAUCAAAACUCGUUCCAAACCGAUACCACCACCUGCAUGAGGAGGGCAUCCCAAAGCGAAAGAAUCAAUAUAAGCUUGAAGACCAGCAUCCGGAGCAAUACCAAGCGAUUUCAUUCUUUCAGUCAACAAUUCAGGAUCAUGGAUACGCUGAGCACCAGACAUGAUUUCUUGACCCUUCAUGAAAAAGUCAUAACUAUUAGAAUAACGAGGGUCUUCAGGAUCAGGCAUGGUAUAAAAGGGACGAGCACUGCUUGGGUAUUUGUCAAUGACAUAGAAAUCAGUGUUAUACUUUUCACGGAC